UCACCGCAAACAGAUGGUUGAAAAUGGAGGUCAAUUCCUAAUUCACAUGGUGAAAGUUGGUUAUUGUGAAACAUAAAGUGUGGUGGUCGAGAUGAGUAGAUCUUCCACAUGUUUUUGUUGCUGUUAAAGAUCUUGAAGACGAACUCGAGCAAUGCCAAAACACAUACUGUUUGAUAUUUUUCUUUGAGAUUUUGAAAUCAGUAAGAGAGAGACAGAGAGACAGAGAGAAAAUGGGUAAGGAAAAAAAUGCCUGGAUGGGGAUGCAGAAGAAGCGGUGGGCAUUGAUGGUUUUGGCUUUGUUUUCUCUUUCAACGGUUAUGGUGUUCUUCAUGAGGACGGCUUUCGAUUCGUGCAGUGCAAGUACCAGUACCGGUUUUGGUGGAGGAAAAGUUAGAGAGCCUGAGAUUCACUCGGACGAUCGACUCCGAAGUGUUGCACCGAACCCUCUCCAAUUCAUGAAGUCUAAACUGGUCCUCUUGGUUUCUCAUGAGCUUUCAUUAUCCGGAGGUCCAUUGUUACUUAUGGAGCUGGCAUUUCUAUUAAGAGGUGUUGGCGCGGAGGUUGUUUGGAUCACUAACCAGAAACCAGCGGAACCUGACGAAGUGGUCUACAGCUUAGAGCAUAAAAUGUUGGACCGAGGAGUGCAGGUGUUCAAUGCAAGAGGUCAAAAGGCCAUAGACACAGCUCUUAAGGCGGAUUUAAUUGUUCUGAAUACUGCUGUUGCUGGGAAAUGGCUGGAUGCUGUACUAAAGGAAAAUGUUGCUCAAGUUCUUCCAAAGGUUUUAUGGUGGAUUCAUGAAAUGCGGGGGCAUUAUUUUAAAGUGGAGUACGUUAAGCACCUCCCUUUUGUUGCAGGUGCCAUGAUUGAUUCGCAUACAACUGCUGAAUACUGGAAGAACAGGACUCGAGAACGCCUACGGAUUGAAAUGUCUAAAACUUAUGUCGUGCACCUUGGAAAUAGCAAGGAACUGAUGGAAGUUGCUGAAGAUAGUGUAUCAAGGAGGGUUCUUCGUGAGCAUGUACGGGAGUCUCUUGGAGUGCGAAGUGACGAUCUACUCUUUGCCAUCAUAAAUAGUGUUUCUCGUGGGAAAGGACAGGAUCUAUUUCUCCGUGCAUUUCAUGAAAGUCUGCAGUUGAUCCAAGACAAAAAGUUGCAGGUGCCAACAAUGCAUGCCCUUGUAGUGGGAAGUGACAUGAAUGCUCAGACAAAGUUUGAAACAGAACUGCGAAACUUUGUAUUAGAGAAAAAGAUAAAGGAUCGUGUUCACUUUGUGAACAAAACCUUGACUGUGGCUCCUUAUCUGGCUGCCAUUGAUGUUCUUGUUCAGAACUCUCAGGCACGGGGAGAAUGCUUUGGAAGGAUAACAAUUGAAGCGAUGGCCUUUCAGCUGCCUGUAUUGGGAACAGCCGCUGGGGGCACGAUGGAGAUUGUAGUGAAUGGCACAACCGGCUUCUUGCAUCCUGUUAGUAAAGAAGGCAUAACUCCGCUGGCCAAUAACAUUGUGAACAUGGCCACACAUGUAGAGAGGAGGCUGAGAAUGGGCAAGAAAGGAUACGAGCUGGUAAAAGAGAGGUUCUUGGAACAACACAUGGCACAAAGAAUUGCUCUGGUUUUGAAGGAUGUGUUGCAGAAUGCAAAGAGCCGUGCUGAUUCUUAACUUGCAAAGCACUUCACUAUUCACUUGAGCCAAAAAAAAAAAAAAAAAAAAAAAGAAGGUCCACCAAUUAAUUUCGAUGGGAUUGGGACUUGGGACACAUACAAUGUACUAUUUUAAAUUCCUUUUUGUACCAUACGUAGGAGGAGUUUCCGUAAAUAGACAAAGUGAGUCGUGAAUAUGGUAGUCAUUUUCUCCUUCCCGUAAGGUAUACUUUGGGAGAAGUGUUUGAUUAUAAGUGUGUGCUUGCUUUUGUAAAUCACCUUUUUGUAGUGGAUCGAUUUUGGUAAAGCAUGCUUCAUUUUUAGGUUA
Molecule: messenger RNA, 1967 nt
Organism: Ziziphus jujuba (common jujube)
Lineage: Eukaryota; Viridiplantae; Streptophyta; Magnoliopsida; Rosales; Rhamnaceae
Exons: 7
Coding region: 231-1658 (475 amino acids)
Molecular function (GO): glycosyltransferase activity
Source: RefSeq, a predicted model, not a curated record